UCAGUACCUAACCUCUUAUAAUCCUUACGUGAGUAAGGGGGAAAGGGAAUUAAGGACGGGUGGCUUCUUGAUCCUCGUAUCCUAUCGGCAGGCUAAGAUUCAAUUUAAUCUUGGUAAGAUAGGUAAUUCGAACGAUUCUGAUCACGACAGUUCGGAGAAUACCUUUUUUCUUUUUCCUACGUACAUGGGAACGGAGAAUUGACGUGCAGGGCGCUUAAAUGUUGCAUCGGAUCGAAGAGAUAACAGCCAAGGAACCCGCCUAGAUAUUAAGAAAACGUGACUAAAAACCCCUGAUUCGAAAUCGAAUGUGUCGCGCGUCUAAACACCCAGCCCGUAUAUUCCGAAUAUGCCGAAUUCAUAUAAAUUCCUGACGAGCCAGGCUCAAACAAGGCUCGACAUUUGACGUCUUGCCAAAACAACACGAUCUUUACCUACCUUCGCUCUUUUAAGACACUCGUUUGAUUGGGAUAUUGGGUUUGAUAUUACCUACGCACCAUCGUUCUGGAAACAUGCAGAUAUGUCGACACUAUUCUGGUGGACGAUAUGCUGUUGCCUUUCGUUUUAUUCCCCGGUCUUUGGGACGAUGAUUCCUAGAAACUCUUCGAGUAUUUCUGACGCGGACAUGGCUCGGGCGGCUGUGGAUGCGAUGAUGGAUCUAUAUGAUAGCUCGACGGGUCUUUGGGACCCCAACAACACCGGGUCUUCAUGGUGGCAGAGUGGUGUCGCAUUAUGGGCUCUCUCAGAGUAUAUGCUCAAAUCGGGAUCACAGGAUUACCUCGACCAAGCGGAGAAUACGGUUGAUAUCCAACGAGCGCCACUCUCUUGGUGGCCGGAAGGCGGCGGUGACUUCCGCGCCGACAGUACUGAUGAUACGGGCUGGUGGGCACUGGCUAUGACGAGUCUAUACGAACUUACCGGAAAUAAUGAGUACCUGACUAUCGCUAAGGAGGACGAAGCUUAUAUGUUCGACUAUUGGAAUACUACGACUUGUGGAGGUGGCCUUAUAUGGAAUAUUCCUAAUGGGACUUACCAUAAUGCCAUCAGCAACGAGUUAUACCUGGAACUAACGGCGAAGCUACACAAUCUAAUUCCUGGCGACACGUUGUAUUUGAAUCACAGUCUGAUGGAAUGGGAAUGGUUCAAUAAUAGCGGUAUGAUAAACAGCCAGAACCUCGUCAAUGACGGACUCACGGAUAACACCGCAUGCGUUAAUAACGGGGCGACGACGUGGUCGUAUAAUCAAGGAGUGAUUCUUGGUGGUCUAGUCGAGCUUAAUAAGGCGACGGGAGACUCGACGUAUCUCGACACAGCGCGAGCGAUUGCAGAUGCCGCGAUUAAUAGCGCAACAAUAGUUCAAGGUGGCAUAGUGACGGAACCGUGUUCCAGCGAAGAGGAGUGCGAACCUAACGGUACGGCGUUCAAGGGUAUCUUUAUCCGGGAGCUAGGGAAGCUCGACGCUGCGCUGGAUGAUCAUCCAUACCAAUCAUUCAUCGCGGAUAAUGCCCAGACAGCGUACGAAAACGCGCGAAAUGGAUCGGAUUUCUAUGGGUUUCUGUGGCAGGGUCCGUAUGACAGUGUCACGAUUGGCACACAAGAGGCUGCGGUUGAUCUUUUGGUGGCAGCAGCUUAUUCGGGAUGAUAUAUGUGGUAAUUCGUACACACGAAUGUUCUGACUAGAAGUAGUGAUAUAGGGGAAUAAUAGGUGAUGAUGGUGGAGACCAUACAUAGAAUCAUGGGAUCCACGCAUGGGGUGUUAUAGAUAGGCUCAUGAGCAUAUGGUAGCAUUUAAUGCAUGGAAAUUAAUCAUA
This is a messenger RNA of Hypoxylon trugodes, 1808 nucleotides long. RefSeq names its product glycoside hydrolase family 76 protein. NCBI's taxonomy places the organism in Eukaryota, Fungi, Ascomycota, Sordariomycetes, Xylariales, Hypoxylaceae. The transcript has a single exon. Bases 518 to 1639 code for a protein of 373 amino acids. Gene Ontology annotation, biological process: carbohydrate metabolic process. The record is from RefSeq and is a predicted model, not a curated record.